Molecule: messenger RNA, 1385 nt
Organism: Pogoniulus pusillus (Red-fronted tinkerbird)
Lineage: Eukaryota; Metazoa; Chordata; Aves; Piciformes; Lybiidae
Gene: ATOX1
Product: antioxidant 1 copper chaperone
Exons: 4
Coding region: 80-295 (71 amino acids)
Biological process (GO): copper ion transport
Cellular component (GO): cytosol
Molecular function (GO): copper chaperone activity; metal ion binding
Source: RefSeq, a predicted model, not a curated record
CCGGGCUCGGCCCCGCGCAGCCUGGCGCGGCCCGCCCCUUCCUCCGCGCCGAGAGCCGGGAGUGCCGCCGCGCUCCGCCAUGCCGAAACACGAGUUCUUUGUGGACAUGACCUGUGAAGGCUGCUCCAACGCAGUCACCCGUGUGCUGCACAGGCUGGGAGGUGUCCAGUUUGAUAUUGACCUGCCCAACAAGAAGGUGUACAUCGACUCUGAGCACAACGUUGACACCCUGCUGGAAACCCUAAAGAAGACUGGAAAGAAUGCUUCCUACCUUGGGGAGAAGUCUGCACAGUAGACUUGCUAGAUUUUGACUGAAGCUAUUUGACUUACCCAAGAAUUCCAAAAUAAAGGAGAGGGGUAGCUGGACUGCCCUUGCUGGUAGCUUGCUGCUGUCAUGGGGAAAAAUAAAUCACAAAAUGUAAGAUUUACAGCACAUUUGCAUCUGCAGGGAAUAUUUUUAGGGCUUCAUCUAUGAAAGCAGUGCUACAGGCUGGGGACAGAGUGGUUGAGAGCAGCCAGGAAGAAAGGGACCUGGGGGUACUGGUAAAUAGUAGCUGAAGAUGAAGCAGCAGUGUGCCCAGGUGGCCAGGAGAGCCAAUGGCAUCCUGGCCUGGAUCAGCAGGACAAGGGAGGUUAUUCUGCCCCUGUACUCAGCACUGGUCAGGCCACACCUUGAGUGCUGUGUCCAGUUCUGGGCUCCUCAACUCAAGAGAGAUGUUGAGGUGCUGGAAGGUGUCCAGAGAAGGGCAACAAAGCUGGUGAGGGGCCUGGAGCACAGCCCUGUGAGGAGAGGCUGAGAGAGCUGGGGGUGUGCAGCCUGCAGAAGAGGAGGCUCAGGGCAGACCUCAUUGCUGUCUACAACUACCUGAAGGGAGGCUGUAGCCAGGUGGGGUUGGUCUCUUCUGCCAGGCAACCAACAACAGAACGAGGGGACACAGUCUCAAGUUGUGCCAGGGGAGGUCUAGGCUGGAUGUUAGGAGGAAGUUGUUGUCAGAGAGAGUGAUUGGCAUUGGAAUGGGCUGCCCAGGGAGGUGCUGGAGUUGCCGUCCCUGUAGGUGUUGAAGCAAAGCCUGGCUGAGGCAUUCAGUGCCAUGGUCUGAUUGACUGGAUAGGGCUGGGUGCUAGGUUGGCCUGGAUGAUCUCGGAGGUCUCUUCCAGCCUGGUUGAUCUAUGGUACGAUUCUGUGAAAGGAGGGAGGGCAGCUGCCUUCGGUCGGGCUGCUGGGCUGGAUGCGUUCCUUCGGCUGGUGCCCAGCAGAGGACGCCUUUGGCUAGCGUUGCCUGCUGUGCACUGCGGCACUUUCCCCAUUCAUUCCCUUCCUUCCUUCCUUUAUUUUGCAGGAUCUCAAAACAUGACUUCAGAAAAAAAAAAAAAAAAGAGAAAAA